Molecule: messenger RNA, 9092 nt
Organism: Amoebophrya sp. A120
Lineage: Eukaryota; Dinophyceae; Syndiniales; Amoebophryaceae
Source: the annotation of a GenBank genome assembly
GGAAGUCAAGAGCUCUUUCACCCAUGCAUAUUUUUAGCCCGCUUCUAAAUAGAGAUGUGAUAGGGUGCUUGUCAAGUUGCGUUGCAUCAGGAGUCCUGGUGACUUCUUUGUCACUUUCCGGUCGAGGAACAGAUUUGCUUCCAUCUGGCAUCUUCUGCGCCAGAUGCAGCAGGUGUGUACGUAAGUACUUACUCUGAUCUUGCCGGCUCGUGAUCCGUGCACCAUUAUAGAAUGACGCAACGGCAAAGAUAACCCAUGAUGGCUUCGGAUUUUCUGAAGCUAUUACUCGGUCCGGAGUUUACUUGUAUCUGGAAAAUGCACUACGCGGGCGAGUAGGCCGGUAAGAACAUCAUUCACAGGAACAAGAUCAACGUCAUGCCGAUCGAGGAUAUGCUUUGUCAGCCCGGAGGGCAAGAAGACAACUCCGGUGACGAUGAAUCGGGCAGCGAUGCUGGGGGUGCGGAACGUAGAAAGCGAAAGUCAAAAAUCACCUCGCCCGAGGAGGUGAAUUACCUGGUUCACAAACGAAAAACGGAGCACGCGACAGGUGGCACGACGAGUCAGCAGCAUCAAUUGGUGCCGUAUAAUGAUGCACGAAAAAAUAACGCUUCUAAUCCUCCGGGCAGCUCCCCACGGGAGCCUCUCAUGUUCAAGUUUCACCUUCAGAACGACCCGGAGUUCCGGUGGUUGCAGGGUCUCGCCGAAUACACUCCUCUGCUAGAGUGGAACCCUUACACGUACGACAUGGGCACGUCCGCGGCCGCCACUGCGCCUCCCCUGACGCUGCAGGGCGACGCCGCGCAGAAGAAAAACAAAUCUGCCCCGCCCCGGGAGUCUACUUCGCUGAAGCGCCGCAACACAGAUCCGACGCUCGCCGGGAUGGACAAACAGGCCAAGCAGCGGGAGUACGAGAAGCGAAAGCGGGAGGCCGCGCUCACGCCGAACAGCACGUUGUUUGGCGAUCCGAGCUACUACGAAGAGUUGGAACUGCUGCUGGAGCAGCAGCUGCAGGCCUACGCCGAGUGGUACGCCGAAGGACUCCAAAAGGUCCAGCAGAUCGAGCACGAGCGGCGGAAAUGGAUUCGGGCCAUCGAACUCGCGGAGGACUACGAGGAUGAACAGCUCGCUGGCCCUGAGGACGAGGAAGAUCCGUACGCGCGCAAGGACGGGGAGAGUUCCGACAGCGGACUGGACAACGUCAACUUCGCCGCGGAGGAGGGCGGGAUUUCGAGCAUCGAAAAGGCCCAACGCGAGAACGCCCGACAGAUGGAAUUGAAUCGGCAGGGCCUGAACCUGGGCAACGUGGCCGGGACGAGGCUGCUCGCCAGUCAGCGCAUCGAGCUGGAGCAGGAGCACGAGCGCAUCCAGGCCAUGAUGGCGGCGGGCACCUACCCGGGGAGCGCCGGGGGCGCGGGCAGUCUCGGGUCGGGCGGGGAAGUGGCGCAGGACGACCCGAACAAGAAGCCGGACUUCAUCGGGCAAGACCCUUACACGAAGGAGGAAAAUCUCUCCUCGACGGAGCUGAAGAGCCGGAUGAAGGAUUUGUUUGGGAAAAACAAGUUCGAGUUCCUCCAACGGUACCUGCAGAAGAAUCCAAUUCGUAGUGUGGUGAACUUCGGGUACGACCAACGCCGGUUCGCAAUCCCGACGGACUGGACACAGCCGCGGCGCGUUUUGACGCGGUGGGAAGACAUCUGGGGGCAGUUGAAGAUGGUGAAGGCGUGCCUGGGCCGCCCGCCGGUGAAGCCGCGGUCCCUGCACUUUUGUGCGGAGGUGGUGCUGCUCCAGCGGCAAAUCAUCAAGGACAACCUGGGCCCGCUGUUUGUCGAGGAGGAGAUCAUUCACUCGGUGUUCAAUCCGCCGCGUUCGCAAUCGCUGCACGUCGUCAAAAUGCUGGGACAGUCGGUUUUUCAGCCGAGUAGAACAGCGUUCAGCAAGCAGCUGGUGCUGGAGCACAUGGCAGCAGCCACGCACUCUUCGGGUAGAAGUUCAUCCGGUGCAAGUAACCUGAAGCUGCUGCGUGCGAUAGACGGAAGUCCCGCAUCCAUUGAACACCAUGCACCCGACGAGGAAUGUACAACUGUGGGGUCGCCCGGUCGUGGAACAAAAAGCGCCAACUUACCGAUCGUUCCGAGCAUGGGUGCGGAUGUGCUACCAGCGGCAGCGUCGGGGUCGCUGCAGCUCAGUCAUCUGAAGGGCGUGAAAAACUGGAACUUCGUGAAAGAAGAAAUCCAGCCUUUGGCGCCCCCGGCGAAUUUCAUCACGGGCAUGCACGAUUACGCCGUCUGGUUCCAGCAGCUCAAGUAUCAACUGUAAAAAUGUCUGGGUCUGGAAGAAUCCAACUUGUCAUGCUGAUUUUGGAUUCUAAAAAAAUCUGUAUUGCAUGAGCAGCAAAGAGAGUCCAAAUUUUGCAGCACGGAAAGAGCAUUUGUCAUGCGGAAUAGGCAUCAGGAAGCCCUUUAAAAAUCUGUGAUGCUAGGGCAUGCAUCACAGACUUGAGGAGUCAUGCACAACGUGCAUGACAAACCCGGCAAUCUUCCAGACCCAGACAUUUUUACAUUUGAUAUCAAGGUGUCCAGCUGGCGCUGGUUUGUUCCUCCGGAGCUCCAGGAACUGGCCAUAUCGAAAGGAAAAAUCCCCCCUCCCCAUAUCGAAAACGAAACUUGUGAUGCUGUAUUUGAGGUCACAAGUCGACUUGUCAUGCUAGAAGGUCAAGACCUGCACUCGUGGCCUCGUUUGCAGGCAAUUUGUCAUGCUGUUUCCCACUCUCAGCUGCCUCCUAUCAUGCUGAAGAUGCAACGCUUACCGCCCACGCCACCGAGCACUACAGUCCGCAUCUUUUCCCGUGUAGCAUGACAAAGCUGAUUUGUGACAACAAAUCUGCAUCACAGAUUUCCGCUUUGAUAUGGGGAGGAGAAAUUUUUCCUUUUGAUAGGCCAUCCAAGCCGUUUACGCCCUGCAGGACUACAGCCUCGAGUGUGCCGACAAAGAUCGAAACAAGAAGGAGAUCGGCGAACGGCGGGCCGCGGAAAAGGCGGAGGCCAAGCGCCAGCUAGAGGAGAAGGCAGCGGAGGAGAAACGGCUGGAGGAGCGACGAACCAAGAAGGAGACGCUUGGCUUCAUGAAAAACCCGGAGGAGCUGCCGGUUUGGUUGCAGCGCAAAAGCGUAGCGGACAACUGGACAUCGCCCAUCCCGCUCAUGCCCGAGUAUUCGCCAAACCUCCUGCUGGAGCAGGACGCAGAGGAGCAAAAAAAGGCGAAGAAGCUCGGGGACGACGCCAACCCGGACGCUUACAAGCGCCAGACCGCACGACAAACCACCGUGAGCGCCUCCAGUGCCGGCGGCGUGGCGGCUGCCGCGGUCCUGCGCCGGGCCGUCCGGAAGGGCGUCGGAGGCUUGGCGGCGCUCACCGCCCCGACUGCCUCCUGGAAGGCCAAGGAGGAUCUGGAGAAGAAGGACACGGUGGAUGUCCGCCGGAAAACUACCCGGGGCGAAGACUGGAAGAAAGAAACGAAAAAGAAAGUGAAGCAGCAACAGACCAUGGUCCAGCAGCGUAACGAGGUGACCACGGCGAACCUGGCAAAACUGGAAGCAGCGCGUGCCGCAGCUUCCGACGAAAACGAGGAGGCGGUCCAAGGAGGACCCGCGGCCUCGUCCGCGAAAACAAGCAAGAAAAAAGGGAAGAAAAAGAAGAAACGCAAUGAGGAUUUUGAAUUCCAGCAGCAGCGGGAGGAAGUCCGGUCCGUGCUUUCCGAAGAAAGUACGGGUUCCGCCCGCGGGACGCGAUUCCACGUUGCGGAGCACGAGUUACCGAGCCACAUUGACAUCAAGCUCCUCCGGUUUCUCCCACGUGACUACCUUCGGGGUUUGCGCAUCACCAUGCACGGAAUGGACAUCCUGCCGCACUUCGAGGAAUCUUUUCUCUCCCAGCACAACCCGAUGUCGCCACGGACCUGCAGCAUCGAGAAGCUGGGGCCGCCCUUUCCGAUCUUCUUCGAAAAGGAGCGCAAGGACCCCAACCGGCAACCGUUUCCGCGGGGCCCGACAUUCCCCGAAUUUUACGUGAACAGCCAGGACGACCUGAAGAGCUUCGGAAAGUUUCCCGGCUUCGACGCGCUGGAGACCAAAGGGGAAAAGCCACGGCUGGCGAAGCUGAAACAGGCGGAGGAGGACUUGGCGUAUUGUGCGGACUCCGCCGAGCAAAAGCGCCUCCUCCGCUACACCAUCAAGACUCUGACCGAAACGCAGGACAAGGCGUUUGCCUCGGAGAAACUGAAGGAGGAGUUGGCGGAGGACGAGCUCCAGAAGCGGCAAAAAGCCGGCAUCCAGCACAUUCCGCACACCGACCCCGAGGAGCGCGGCGUGAAGCAGUCUUCGAACACGAAAAACUGCGUCGUGGGGCUCGCGUUUCCCGACCCGAAUCCGUCUCUGCUGCAGUGCACACUGAAAACAGCCCUGUUUGAUCCGGUGAAGCUGCGGACGCACCUCUGGGCCAACCCCCGCCGCGUGAAAGACGACUGGACCGGCAUGAUUCGGUUCAACAAUUUACUAAAGGAGGGUCUCAUCCCGAACGUGUCAAUCGACCAGGCCUUGGCGUUGGACGAGGCCACGUUUUGGGAAGUUCUGGCGAUGAACACGUUCCCGCUGAGCGGAACGCGGCGCCGCCGGUUCGACCGGUUUUGCCCCGACCGCAACUUGAUUUUUCGCGACACGCGCCCGGUGCGCGUGCGCGGCGAAAAGAGCGCGGGCGGCGUCGCGGACCUGGAACGUCGCCUGUGGGUGCCGGUUCGUCCCGGAAUAACAAACGGGCCGCCGUCGGCAGGGGGCUCUUCGGCGAUCACAUCGGGAGGAGCGGCGGCCGAAGCAGUUGCGGUGGUCCCAGGUGGACCAGGAGGAGACCAAGGUUCUUUGGCAGCGCCGCCUGCCGUUGCCGUUGCGGCGGCAGCUCCGCCGGUGAAACUGCCGACGCUGGGUGGGGGAGGCUUGUCGACCAUGCGAGCAUUGGGGAAGUUUAAACGCAUGAAGGGGAAGUCCCCGGGCAAGUCGGUAGGAUUUGCGGAGGGCGCCGAAGUCACCACCUUUGCAACGGGAGGCUCUUCGGAAAAUCAUGAUCAAUCCGUGCUGCCUACUGCAUCUACUCCUCCGCCCGCCGGGAAGGACGGCCCUCAGAGCACAGAAGAUAGCACGACCCUCUCUUCUUCAAGCACGACCAAUCCGUUUGCAGGAGCAGUUGCGGCCGUCGCUAGCAAGGCCAGUGCUUUUACGAUGAUGAAGUCCAUGUCGAAGCUCAAAAGCGCGCUGAAGGGCGGUAAUGUACAACAGCAUGUCGACGACGAGCAAAACAUGGCCAAAUUUUUUCCCCCGCCGCGUCGCCGCAAGGUGGUUCGUGACUACUACCUCUUGGGGGGCGAAAUCUACGAUUCCUCGGAUUCUGAUGUGGAAAGUGAUAUCGAGCAGACGAAAAUGCCACAUCCGCGCACGGGACGCACCUUUGCCCGCGGGGUCGGCUAUUACCUGUUGAACCCGGAGCAGAUCAUUCGGCGCAAGAGCGGCGCGAUCGCCCCGGUGUGGCAGAGCUUCGAAGGCAAGGCGGAGUGGCUGGGAGGACUUCAGUACAGGUUGGAAGUGGUCAUCACCACCUUAGUGCCCGCCGCCACGAAGAUCAAGUUGCUGGGCAAAUUUAACGGCAAGCAGGAGGAGAAGGCCCUGCGCUGGGUGCGGAAAAGCGGCGAGGUGAAAAUUUUGGAGGACGCCACGUCAGAAAAAUCGAAGGCGUCUUCCGCCGCGUCAAGCAGUCGCACGGGCUCUGCGGCGUCCUCUGGUGCUGCAAAAGAGGACAAGGAUGCAGCUUCCACAGGUGAAAAGAAAAACGGUUCCGAUGACGAAAGCAGCAGCGGUUCGGGAAGCAGCUCAACCGGAGACGAAGACGGCUCCUCUUCAUCCUCGGCAGAAACAAGCUCCAAUGAGAAGGAACAUCAAAACGAAGAGAAGAAUCCACAAGACGGAGGGGAUGAAGAUCCCGACGGCGACGCAAAGAAGAAGGAGGGCCAAGAUGCUGACAGCGAGCCGAAAAAGAAGAAGAAAAAAAAGAAAAAGAAGAAGAGCAAAAAACGCGAUGGCGAAAGUACUGAGCAGGGCGGCAAGGCUGGUGAUAGCGACGGCGAAAGUAAAGACGACGGAACAACGAGUACUGCUACAGAGGAACAGAAAGCACAACUCAGCGACGUCGAGGGUGAAAUAAAAGAGGGAGAUGAUCUUGCCGGCGUGCCUGAAGUGCAGUCCACGACGGUCGAAGUCAUAGCGAAGGCGAGCUGGAAGCGCGCCAAGCGGAAACUGGGUGGAGUUCUAGGCGCCAUGAAGCGAGGUGCAGGAGCCCAAGACAAUUCUGGCGAAGAAGGCGGAACCGCAGGGGGGAAUGAUAAGAAAAGCGAUGACGAUUCAGCGACCGCCUUGGAGAAGCAGAAAAAGGAUAGUGCCAAGAAGAAAAAGAUGAUGUCGCAGACGUUGACAACUUUCAAAUCUUCACUGCCAAAGAUUGUUCCGAAAGUCGCCGCUCCACCAAAGCCGCAGGCUCACGUUCAAUGGCUGUCGAAGUAUCGUUUUACCUGGGACGCCCGGGUCAGCAAAAUUCGCGACCUGCAGCGGGCCAUUGAGACGGCCCUCUGCGAGAAGCUGGAUCUGGAGAAACCCAAUACCGGGCUGAAUGUGCAGAAAAAGUUCUCGGGCGCCGUUGGAAAGCUGAAGAACAUCCGCGAACAGCUUGCCCUCGGAGAUGAUGGGGACGGCAAACCUGUUGGUAUCGAUGCUCAGUUGGAGGCCAUGACUAACGAAGCUCCACCGGGCUCGGCCGAGAAGCCCAAGGCAGUUGCGGCGGAAAUGGACGACAAUGAUGGAGCGGAUGAGGACGGGAAAAAGUCGAAAAAGAAGAAAAAAGUUUCCUUUGGCAAGGACGGGUUGCCGCGCGAAGAAGGAGGAGCAAUCCCUGGAGGUCAGCAAGGUGACGAAAAAGACAACGCAAAGGCAGAGGGAGAUGAGCAAAAUAAAUCCGAGUCGUCUACUUCCGAGGGGAAAAAAGGAGGCAAGAAAAAGGACACGGCCGCGGGGGCGGGCACAGUUGGUGCUCCUCCAGAGGAGCCCGUCGUGCCCGCACAGGUAGCCGUUCCGCCAUCCAAUUGGGUACUGCGCAUCAAAAAUUCGGAUCAUCUGGACUGGCCACCGCCGGAAUUGAACGAAAAGCUGAAUGACGACACGUACGUGUUCAAGGGACGCGGGAAAACCUUGCUGCACGAGGAAGACGAAAUCGAGUGGUUAGACGGCCCCAUUGAGAAAGAAGGCAUUCUAGACACUUGCUGGCGGACCAAGUGGCAGAGCCGCAAAUUCGAGGCUUUGCGCGGCCUGGCGUGGCGGAAGGGAGCGUUCUCGGGCUGUCCCCUGCCUGGCAGCGCGCUGGCGGCGCGAGCGGAGGCCCGGGCGAGCGCACCCGGAAAUUUCUUGAAUCUUUCGUCCGCCACAAGUCUGGCACUAGCGAUUGAGGCGGCGGCUUCCCAGCAACAGAAAAUGCUCGCGGACAAAGCUGCGGCUGCACUGGUUCCCAAGAAAGCCUACGCAGUAGAAAAGUUUCCCCGAAACAUGAUCACGGCCCCGAACUCUCUCCGUGCGAUCCACUUCGGCUUUCCGACCAGUAAGCACCGACGGUUCUUCCUUUUUGCCAGUCCGCAGCCCUCGUCGUCGAAAAUAAACUACGGUGUAGCCGCCCCCGCGGCCAGUCAUCCGGCCAUGCCUGCUGGUACUUCUUGUUCGUGGGUUACGUAUCGCUUGGACAUUGAACAACCGCGCGCUCCGCGCCCUCCUGCUCAAGAAGACAUUUUUCCAAAACCUCUUGCUGCGGCAGCACCCACCGAAGAGAAUUUGCGAAAUUAUGCUCCGCCACGAACAGAAGCGAUUGGUAAAGCGGCUCCCUUUCUGAAGAUGAAGGGUCUCGCAGCUCUUGCCGCUUUUGGAGGUAACAAGCGACCGAUUCGCAAGCGCGAGCGCAUGCCCCGCGUUGAAGUUGAGGAUCUCGAUAGUCCAUUCAUACCGCCACCGCCGGAACUUGUUUCUCCUCCACCAGCGGGGGCAGCUGCCGGCAUCGCUAGUGUAGUAACAGCGGAUGAUAUUAACUCAGCGGCUCCAGCAGCAUUGCCGGGCACCACGACUGCUGCAACAGGGGAGUUAAUUGCCACGACCAUAAACGAACACGGGGAAACUGUGCCAGCACACGUUCUUUCGGUACUGGAAGAGAUCGAAAACGAGGAGCGUCGGAAACAGCGGGACGAGAAAUACGACGCCGGUUUUCUGCCUGCGACAGCAGAAGAUCGCUCGGACCCGAAUGAUCCCGCCAGCAUCGUGCAGCAGACAUUCCGCUUCGAAUUCCACCACGGAACUACAUCAAAGCGCUCCAUAAAUAACGCGCGGCCGCCUUCUAAUUCCCGCCCCGCGCCGAGUGCACUCGGCGAGCUCGGUUUGGGCGCCGCCGCCUUUCAGCCAGCGCUGCGGAACUUUUACCGCGGGCCAAGUUACCAGGUCCUCGCGAUUCUGUUGUACGAAAAGUUGGACCACCUACGGAGAGGCUACCUGGCCCGGAAUGAGUGGGAGCCGGCCCUCGCCGAGUUUUCGGCCGCGACGCUGCACGACCUGGAGGCCGGCGCUGUUGGACAACAACAUAGCAUGGUAGAACAGCACCCCGCGGGCCUGGACGACGAAUUGACGCCCGAUGUUGUGAUCGGUCGCGCAAAUGUCAACAAUCGGGACGAUCACUUCCGUGGGGGGCGGAAACUGACCGAAGAGGUUGGUGCAAGUACCCGGAGUCUGCUGUCAGAGCUUUCGCUUAAGGGAUACGCCACCAACGCAAAAGGCGAAAUGGAGCGACGCGAGUUCAUGGCCUUCGUGCAGGCUCUGCGCGAGUCGUGGGGCGAGAAGAAACUCUUCUUCCGUCUUCGAGCGAUGCUGCUGCGUCGCGCUCGUGACCGCAUCCGCGCACAGCUGCUGUCCAUACAAGAUGCCAAGUCGUGAUCAGAAACUUUGUUGACCGGUACGCUGAAAAGUGCGACCU